Molecule: messenger RNA, 1170 nt
Organism: Vombatus ursinus (common wombat)
Lineage: Eukaryota; Metazoa; Chordata; Mammalia; Diprotodontia; Vombatidae
Product: low-density lipoprotein receptor-related protein 5-like
Exons: 5
Source: RefSeq, a predicted model, not a curated record
AACACAGAGCACCUGAGCCAGGAGGGGCCCAGAACAUCGAGUGGGCCGGGUUGGAGCCCCAGUACUCAGCCCCCAGGCAGAAGCGCUCUUUCCUGUCCCCUACACUGCCCUGACUCCGUCACCCUCAGUGCCCCCCAUGCGUCCUCGAGCCUGCGGUGGGGUUUCUUUGUCGGCGCCCUGGGCUUAGAGGCCGGACGUUCGCUUUCAGGUACUAAUCCGUGCGCGGAGAAGAACGGGGGCUGCAGCCACCUUUGCUUCUUUACGCCCCACGCGACCAAGUGCGGCUGCCCCAUCGGGCUCGAGCUGCUGAACGACCUGCAGACCUGCAUCAUCCCCGAAGCCUUCCUGGUCUUCACGAGCCGAGCCGCCAUCCACCGGAUCUCCCUGGAGACGAACAACAAUGAUGUGGCCAUCCCCCUGACCGGCGUCAAGGAGGCCUCCGCCCUGGACUUUGACGUCUCCAACAACCACAUCUACUGGACCGAUGUUAGCCUGAAGACCAUCAGCCGGGCCUAUAUGAACGGGAGCUCUGUGGAGCAUGUGAUAGAGUUUGGCCUGGAUUACCCCGAGGGCAUGGCCGUGGACUGGAUGGGCAGAAACCUCUACUGGGCAGACACGGGCACCAAUCGCAUCGAGGUGGCUCGCCUGGAUGGGCAGCACAGACAGGUGCUGGUGUGGAAGGAUCUCGACAACCCCCGGUCCUUGGCCCUGGACCCCACCAAAGGGUACCUCUACUGGACAGAGUGGGGCGGAAAGCCCAGGAUCGUCCGGGCCUACAUGGACGGAACCAACAGCAUCACUCUGGUGGACAAAGUGGGUCGGGCCAAUGACCUGACCAUUGACUACGCAGACCAGAGGCUCUACUGGACUGACCUGGACACCAACAUGAUCGAGUCUUCAAACAUGCUGGCCCUGGGCAGCGAGGAGAUCCUGCCACCCUCUCCUUUGUCCUGCCUGAGAAUGGCUAAGGACAGCCUUCCUCGCUUCUCAGACCUGAUUGCCUUAGUAUGGGGUACUCCUGGGAAAGGAAAGCCCUUUACUGAGGCCGCCAGAGAAGAAAUACAGGAGUCUUUCCUGGCUCAGGCUGAGAGUGGGUUCAGCUUAGAAGGGAGAACUGUGGAGUGUGACCUCAGAGAUCUAACCUUCUGGACAGUGACCUCAGAGAUCUGA